Silurus meridionalis is the source of this 4077-nucleotide messenger RNA. It is a transcript of the gene ubn2a, whose product is annotated as ubinuclein 2a. NCBI's taxonomy places the organism in Eukaryota, Metazoa, Chordata, Actinopteri, Siluriformes, Siluridae. The record is from RefSeq and is a predicted model, not a curated record. Gene Ontology annotation, cellular component: nucleus.
UGUGUGUGUGUGUGUGUGUGUGUGUGUGUGUGUGUGUGUGUGAGAGAGAGAGAGAGAGAGAGAGAGAGAGAGGUGAAGUGGCUCUGCUCCAAAUGGCCGAACCCAGAAAAGUCCCCUUUGUCACUCUCUCGGCCUUCACCGCCGCCGCUCCUCCGGGAUCCGAUGCCAGGAAACGACACUUGGACUCGGACACCGAGCAGAGCCCGAGUCGGGAGCCGGAACACGGAGUUCCUGAAGCGGCCGUUUUGGGUAAAUCUCCAGGGAGCAGCGAGACCGUGAGGAUAAACAUCACCCUGCCGGAGAGCACCGAGCUGAGCUCCCCUGAGUACACCUACAGCGAAUUGCUCCAGGCGAAGACGAACCCCUCAGCCGUCUCACAGCCUCGUUACCCGUUUAACGAUGAGCAGCAGCAGAAACAGGAAGUGAAGCGUCUGGCCAGGAUGUACGAGGACAAAUACGGGUCAGGAGGCAAGAGGAAGCGUAAGGACCGUGUUCAGGAUCUGAUCGAUAUCGGGUUCGGUUACGACGAGAGCGACUCGUUCAUCGACAACUCCGAGGCUUAUGAUGAACUGGUUCCUGCGUCUCUCACCACUAAACUGGGAGGUUUUUACAUCAACACCGGUACUCUACAGUUCCGUAAUGCCUCCGAGUCCGAGAGCGACGAUGCAGAGAGACGCGGCAACAGCAGGGGUGGUGGAGAUUUGGAGGCGAUGAUUAAGAGCAAGAGGAGGAGAGACGAAUUGGAGCAGGAGGAGAAGAAGAUGAAGAUGAUGAAGAAGAAGAAUCGACUGACGAAGACAGCUGUGUGUCGUUCGGAGAAGAAGAGGAGGAAGAAGCUGAUGCUGGCGGCGAUGUUGAGACGCUUCGCACGAGAGAAGAAAGAAAUGCGUGAACUAAACCCUGCUAACACACAACUCCUCCUCCAUAAUGACGUCCUGCUCGGGGACCUGACCUCUGACCCCUCCAUGAUGUCACUGUUCACCUCAGCCAAUGAGAGUGAGCUGCAGGAUCUUCUGAGCGACCUGGACUUUAGUGCUCUGGACGGUGUACCUCAAACCCAGCUCGCAGGAAACGGGCUGGUGUACGUGGAGGCGGGGCCAAGAGUGGUGGGUGGAGCUUGUCUAAAUGUGGGAUCACGGCUCACAUCUCCUCCCCCCCUUCCUGGAAGUCUUCCCGCUCCUCUGGUCAAACGCAUUGAAGAUCUGCGCUUGGCGUCUAGACAGUUUGAUGAGGAGGGACGCAAGAAGUUCUUCACCCUGGACAUGAACAAUAUCUUAUUAGAUAUUGAGCUGCAGGUACAGGAACAGUCUCCCUCUGUUCGCUCUGCUGUUUAUUCUCACCUCGAGGCUUUUGUUCCCUGCAACAAGGAGGCUUUACUGAAACGCCUUAAAAAACUCAGCCUUAACAUCCAGGAUGAUCGUCUCCGUACUCCUCUGCUGAAGCUGAAGUUGGCUGUGUGUAGUGUGAUGCCUGAACAAACUGCCAGAUACAACAUGGACUGCAUGGCUAAAGUAGUAGCCAAGCAGCAGAUGGAAGACGGAGAGAGAAACUGCUCAGAGGAUGAAGACGAGGAGAAACCCGGUAAACGAGUGAUUGGGCCGAGAAAGAAGUUCAUGUGGGACGACAAACUCCGGACUCUGCUGUGUAACCUGGUGCGGGUGAAAUUGAGAUGUUAUGAGCAGGAGAAGAGUUCUCUCUCUGUAGAAGAUUAUCUCAAAGCCUUCAUGGAGACUGAAGUCAAACCACUUUGGCCCAAAGGCUGGAUGCAGGCCAGGAUGCUGUUUAAAGAGAGCCGUACAGUACACGGUCACCUCACAGACCUACCUGUAAAAAUAAAGGAAAUGGGAUUGAGUCUUGGAACAGUGCCAGGUGUAAGCCCCGCCCCUUUCUCCAUGUGCCCGCCCUCAGAGCUGAUCUGCUUGUCUGAUUCGCUGGAUGAAGAUUUGGCCACAAAUUCUCUGGACUCUAUCACUCAGGCUCUGAAACUCCUCAACAAUUCUGCUAACGGUGUAAACGCUAACUCCACCCCCAGCACCUCCUCCUCUUUACCUGCCGUAGCAAAGCCCCACCCACACAGCAUAAGCCCCUCCCCUUCCUCGCAGUCUUCCACAUUGAAAGAUGUCGUUUCAGUACAAAGACAGACCGCGUCACCUGCGAGUAGACUUAGCAACACUUACAUGAACACCAUGCCUACUGCUAAGCCCCGCCCACCCCCGACCACCACACCUCUCCAGAAACCGUUUGGUGUAAUUGGUAUAAAGUCCAGCCAAGCCACGCCUCCUGGGGCUUCGAUCAAAAACCCACAAAACAGACUGUGUGACAGCACACAGCAGCAAAACCUGAACUCUGUAACCCCUAAAGGUUUUACUACGCCCUCUUCAUCAUCACAAUCACCACUCCUCCAGAAGAAGGCCACACCCACUGGACACCCCCAGCAGAGGUUUAUUACACCCAUGCAAGCCACAAUUACCAAGUCUUCCCAGAGUAGCAGUUCUCCAAUAAUCAAACUCACACACCGACCUCCUGCUCAAUCCACACCUCCUGGUCCUACCAACCGACCUACUGCUCAAUCCACACCUCCUGGUCCUACCAACCGACCUUCUGCUCAAUCCACACCUCCUGGUCCUACCACCCGACCUACUGCUCAAUCCACACCUCCUGGUCCUACCAACCGACCUUCUGCUCAAUCCACACCUUCAGGUCCUACCAACCGAUCUUCUGCUCAAUCCACACCUUCAGGUCCUACCAACCGAUUUUCUGCUCAAUCCACACCUCCUGGUCCUUCCAACCGACCUUCUGCGCAAUCCACACCUCCUGGUCCUACCAACCGACUUUCUGCUCAAUCCACACCUCCUGGUCCUUCCAACCGACCUUCUGCUCAAUCCACACCUCCUGGUCCUACCAACCGACUUUCUGCUCAGAAUACACCUGGUCCUACCAACCGACCUUCUGCUCAAAUCACACCUUCUGUUCCUACCAACCGACCUUCUGCUCAAAUCACAACUUCUGCUCAGAUCACAACUUCUGGCUCCAUCCACCGACCUUCUGCUCAGAUCCCACCUUCCAUCUCUGCCCAUCGCCCUCUUGUUCAGACCACACCCCCUGGCCCACCCCUCCGUUCGUCUACUCAGACCACACCUUCUAGCCCCACGUACCAGAUUUCUGUUCAAACUGCACCACCUGCCCACCGCUCCUCUGUUUCUGCUCCCUCCCCCCUUAGCACCGCCCACCACCUUAUUAUAACCACUCCCUCUUCUGCUCCUGGGAAUCGCACUCCUGUUUCAAAUCAGCAAAAUCUUGGCCACACCCAGCGAUCCCCUGCUUCAACACUUCCUUCUUCUGGCUCCACCCACCGUCCUUCAGUUUCCACUCCGCCUUCCCCCAGCUCCCACCGCCCAUCAGUACAGAGUUCAGCUUACCGCCCAUAUGUGCCCAGCCCACCUCCUCAACUCGCUCGCCGCUCUCCAGUGGCCACGCCCCCUGCAGUCUCCUCCCCUGCCCCCUCUUCCUGUCCACUUGUUUCAACUCCCCCCACCCAGUACAACCAUAAGAGUUCAGGAUUUAAACCACCUUUCAGCCCCGCCCCCGUGGCCACGCCCACACACCUCCAACCUCCAGGACUGAACCUCACGUCCACAUCCGUCACAACCAAUCAGAGGCAGAGAGCAGUGGGAGGAGCCAUUCAGAGCAACAAGUCUUCAGCCAAUUGUGCCUCGGCUAUAGGACUGCCCUCUCUGUCUGACUCCGCCCUCCUAAAUCAGGUGUCUCCUGUGCCGUUGGGGUUGGGGAUGUUCGGUGGUCUCGUUCCUGUCUCACUGCCCUUCCAGUUUCCUCUGCUGAACUUUGCCCCCCCUGGUGCAGCCCCACACACCCCCAGCUCAGGAUUCACACUGACACCGAACCUGUUCAAGAGCUUGCAGUCAGGUGUUCAGGCGGCUCUUCCUCCUCACCUGCAGCUCGCUUUCUCAGAGUCGAACCAAAGUCAGGGAGGAGACGUGAAGAGGAAAUGAGACGAGACGUGAUUGAAAUCACUGAACCCCAUCACAGAGCUGUUAUUAAAUAUAUGCCAUUUUCUUA